Amaranthus tricolor (Joseph's coat) is the source of this 1958-nucleotide messenger RNA. RefSeq lists its product as uncharacterized. The record is from RefSeq and is a predicted model, not a curated record. NCBI's taxonomy places the organism in Eukaryota, Viridiplantae, Streptophyta, Magnoliopsida, Caryophyllales, Amaranthaceae. The transcript is spliced from 14 exons. Bases 536 to 1753 code for a protein of 405 amino acids.
UUUGAAGGUGACAUGAUUAGUCACUCCAAUGCCCCACGCCGUUCCCCUCUUCUUCCACACACCACAACACACCAAUCACUAUCACCAUUAUUAUUAUUAUUAUUAUAAACAUUAAAGCACAUAACUGUUUCUUUAUUUUAGUUAUUUAUUUACCAACACAUUUAUGGAGUUUUAUCUCAAUCAAAUUAAACAGUACAAAAUUAGAUUAUCACCUAACCCUUUCAAGUCUUUCAACCCACUUAAAAGUAGUUUAAUUAUUUGAUCUAAAUAAUCAAAAACUCAAAAUUCAAAUUUCUACCCUGAUACCCGUACGUAUCCAUACCCAGAUAUCCAUAUCCGUAUCCGUAUUCGUUUCUUCUGCCAUUGAACAGCCAGAGGAAGAAGAAGAAGAAGUAUCAUCAUAUUGCUUGUCAACUACGGCUAUUUUCUGUUUGCCUUUAUAAUCAUAAUUCCCAUUAUUCUUAUUCUUUACUUUUUUAGCCUGCCUUUUCUUCCUCUUUCUGUCUACUUACAUCAUAAAAGGCGUUAGACUUUCAUGAUUAUGGUGUUUUUUCAACUCCAUGUCUCUUCAACUUCUUCAACUUCAUCCAUGGCUUCCCCUUUUUCUGUAAAUGCUUUCUCAGAUACAAAGAACAGGUUGUAUAUGUACAGAAUUUUGAUAGGAGUGUCUCUAAUUUGCUUCACUUACUUCAUUGGAACUGCUUUAGUUGCCAAAGAUUACAGAGAAAGAAUAUCAAAAUGGCCAAUGGAAAUGAUGGGUUCUGCACAUAAACAAAAAUCCAAUUUUUGUAAGAAUCAAUGUAGGCCCCAAGGAAGUGAAGCAUUGCCUGAGGGAAUUGUUGUCCAGAAAUCCAACCUGGAAAUGCUACCCUUAUGGGAUUCCUCCUUAACCAAGGUGAACUUGAAGCCUUCUUUAAACUUGUUGGCAAUCGCAGUAGGAAUGAAGCAACGGGGGAUAGUAAAUAAAAUCGUCGAAAAGUUUCUUUCGUACGACUUUGUUGUCAUGCUCUUCCAUUACGAUGGCAUUGUCGACAAAUGGAGUGAGCUCAAGUGGAAUGAUCGUGUGAUACAUAUUUCCGCUAAGAACCAAACAAAAUGGUGGUUUGCCAAGCGUUUCUUGCAUCCCGAUAUAGUGGCCGAGUAUGACUAUAUAUUCUUAUGGGACGAGGACCUUGAUGUUGAACAUUUUGAUCCGAAAAGGUACAUCAGCAUCGUUAAGAGUGAAGGACUAGAGAUAUCACAACCAGCUCUUGAUCCUGUUAAGUCCGUCGUUCACCACCCAAUCACAUCUCGUAAUAAAAAUGGAAGAGUACAUAGAAGAUAUUACAAAUCAAAAGGAAGUGGAAGAUGUGAUGAAAACAGCACUGCCCCUCCAUGCAUAGGCUGGGUAGAAAUGAUGGCACCAGUCUUCUCUAAAUCGGCUUGGCAAUGUGUGUGGUACAUGAUCCAGAAUGACCUGAUACAUGCUUGGGGCUUGGAUAGACAACUCGGUUAUUGUGCACAGGGUGAUAGAACCAAAAAUGUUGGUGUAGUGGAUUCUGAAUACAUAGCUCAUCUUGGACUACCUACACUUGGUGUCAUAGACCAAAACAAGGAGUUAUCAAAGCCCGUAAGAGUUGAUAAUCGAUCUGCUGUGAGGAGACAAUCAUUCAUUGAAAUGAAGAUGUUUAGUGAAAGAUGGAAUGAUGCAGUGAAGAAUGCAAAGUGUUGGACUGAUGUAUACAACAAAACUGAAGAACAAAGUAAGUUAUAAGUCAAUUUUGAGUUGCAAGAAGCCAGCCAUAUGUACAGGCAUAUACAUAUACACAUUUUUUGUAUUGCGUCGUCUUUCUUGGGUCGUGAUUUAUUACUGUACAUAUUAUUUUAUUUGAUCAUGUCAUGUGUAAAAGAAAACAAUUAAGUAAGAUUUUGUUGGAUUCUUUUUGCUUGUAUAGUUUUAAAUAUUUUUAUUUUUUAAA